Messenger RNA from Monodelphis domestica (gray short-tailed opossum), 3090 nucleotides. It is a transcript of the gene CFAP184, whose product is annotated as cilia and flagella associated protein 184. Lineage: Eukaryota; Metazoa; Chordata; Mammalia; Didelphimorphia; Didelphidae. Gene Ontology annotation, biological process: cilium assembly. Gene Ontology annotation, cellular component: ciliary basal body; axoneme. The record is from RefSeq and is a predicted model, not a curated record.
UAGCGGCUCUAGUUGCCCAGGGAAACCUAACGAAAGCGUAGAAGCCCAUUCUCUACACUCCCUUCCCAGCACCGAGUUCGUAGUUUAAGUAGGAGUGCGGACGAGCGGACGUGAGGUGAGGAAUGGACGAGAUUGACGAGUCCGGAGAGGGUCAGGUUUCUUCAGAAACCACAGAACCCAGAGUCGUGGAGGCACCAGAUGGCUCCCAGGGAGAUGGCCCGGGCGGAGUGGGGCCGGGGGAGAAUGCUUCGAUAGUGGAGCCCUCGGAGGGUGGAGAGCGCAGCGAAGCCGCAGAGACUGAGCCAGGAGGCACGGAGGAGGCGGAAGAAGCAGAGGAAGGGGAGGAGGGGGAGGAGGCUCAAGAGGCCGAGGAGGCCGAGGAGGCCGAGGAGGCCGAGGAGGCCCAAGCGACCGAAGCUGCGGAGGAGGAGGAGGAGGAAGAAGAGGAGAUGGGGCAAGAAGCCGAGGUGGAGGAAGAAGAGGAAAUGAUGACAUCGACCUUCUCGGAAUCCGAAGAGAUCGAAGGCGAGGUUUCGGAGUCGGUCGAAGUUCCCAGCGAGGUCUCAAGAGAAGAUGUGCUGGAGGAAAAGCGGUCCGCGGUGCCGCUAGCACUGAUCGCGGAAAAAGAAAGCGAUGUGUUCUCGGAAAUCCCUGUAGAACCACCAGAAGAAGAAGAAGAAGAAGAAGAAAAAGAAGAAGAAGAAGAAGAGUACGAGCCUGAAGAACAGGCCAUUUCCGAGGAGGCCCAGCUGAAGCUGCAGGAGCAGCAGCUGCGCGGCGAGCUCCUGGAGCAGUAUCGCGGGCUGAUCUCCGAGCGCAACCGGAUCCACCAGUACAAUAUGCAUCUGCAGCACAAGAUCGCGCUGGCGCUGCGCAAGAAGAAAGGCGGUGUUGAGACUGAGGUGACGGAGAAGCCCCCAGGGGAGGGGGAUACCCCCGAGAAAGAGCAGACCUACCAGCGCUACCUGAACUCCCUGGAGGAGCUGAAGAAGCAGCACAGUGAAGACAUGGAGUGGUACCAGCGGGAACUCGAAGAGCUCCGUCAGCACUGCCAGGAGAAGUUGGCUAAAGUGGAGAAGGAGUGGAAGUCCUUCCAAAUCCUCAAGAAGCAGGUGAUCCUGCAGGCCAUGGGCACAUGCAGUUUACCUGGGGGGAAGCAGGCUGCCCUGCGGGAGGUGGAGCAAAUCCAGGAUGUAGAGGACCGUAAGGAGAAGGAGAUGAGCGUUGUCCGCCUGGAAAACGUGCAGCUGAAGCAGGCUUUGGCUCAACUAGAGGCCAGGAUGAAGGCACAGGAGGAGUUGACAGAGGGGCUCCACCUCAUCGACUUUGAGCAGCUCAAGAUAGAGAAUCAGACCUUCAAUGAGAAAGUGGAGGAACGCAAGGAGGAGCUCCUAAAACUACACCACAAAGUCACCAGCAACGUCCAAAUAAUCACCCACGUGAAGGAGAAAUUACAGUUUGUGGAACUUGAGAAUUUGGGCCUCAAGUCAGAGCUCAUGGAAAUUGAUGCUCAGGUGGCCCAGAAAAGGGACAUCUUGACAAAGACUAAGAAGGCCAGGGACAGCCUUCGAGUUGAUAAUGUCAAGUUACAUCAGAAGUGUGGACUUCUAGGAAAAGAGAUGCUCCUUCGUGACCUGGAACAAAAGGUGGACCAAACAGAGUUGCUUAGCCAACGGCUAGAAACACUUAAGCGCCAGCAUGCUGGACUGACACUCUCUUGCAAGGGACUCAAACAGAAAAUAAAGGAAUCCAAAGCAUUUCUACCAUCCUGAACAUCAAAAACAAUUCAUGUGGAUCGACCAAAGGCAAAACUUUUUCAGUUUUCAUAAGGAACUUAACCUUUAGUGGACUUAUUUUUCAAUAGGUUCCAUUCUUUAAGAGGCUUGUGGUAGUUUAAAGAAAGGGGGGAAACCCAUAUUUAAUAUUUUUUGAAAAAUGUAAUAACUUAAAAUUGUUAAGAUUAGUGCUGGACACUAAACUUAGACAAUUCAAUUUUAAAUGGGUUGAAUAUCUUAUGAAUUGAAAAUAGGGCCAAAGAAUCCAAGUAAGGUAGUUGAUUAAAUUUAUCUCUAGGGUAGAUAUAAAGAACAAAACUUACCAUUUCAAAUCACCAGCCACUACUGAAUGUGUAUUUCACUUUGAGGAAGUACACAGAAAGAACCAGAAUCCUCUCCAGUAAAAAGAGGCAAGGAAGGCAGGGAGAGAGAAAACUAAAAUAUUCCCAUGCAUAAGGUGAAUUAAAUUUUUCCCCUAAAAUUGUUACUUCUUCUACUAUACUCAUUAACUCUCUUUAUAAAAUACCUCUUAAAUUAUUCACAAAUUUUAUUUUAGAACUACCAUUCACUUAAGUAAUCAAUUAAGUUUAAUUUACAGACAUGAAAGAAAUAAUAGAAAUAAUUAGAAAAAUUAAGUAGCUUUUUUUCCUCAAACAUACUUUUUCUUCCUGGCCAAGGACAACUUCUCUGAAUACUACUAGCAUUAGUCUUAGCCUUAAAUUGUGUUCCUAUUCUGAUUAUCUCAAAUCUUCUAAAAAAAAGUCAUUAGCCUUCCAAGAGUUUAUUUACAAUGGAGGAGAUGGGCAAAAAAAGGGCAUGGUUUAGUGGAUAAAGUCAAUAUUAUCAAGCAUUGCAUAAAAACAAUGUCUGUACUUUGUCCAGAAAUGAAUAAAAGGGCAGGAAUUUUUUUUAAGGCAAAGGUCCUCAAAUCUUGAUAACGGAGCCAAAGGUUGCACCAAUAUAUAUAUGUACAUAUAUAUAUAUUUUUUUAAAGCAUUCUCUAUAUGUAUCAUAUACAUGUGAGCAAUCUAGAAUCAAUGAGAUUUUAAUUUAGUAUUUAUAGAUUGAUUACACUGGGAUACUGACUUUCAGUUUUAGAUUUCUAAGGGAACCAAAGAUCUCAUGAAUGGGCUACUCAACUCAUGAUGAUGUCAGAUGAACCAUAUCAAAAUAAGAGGUCUGGAAAAUUAUACUUUGAAGUUAAAUAUUUUUGGUCUUGCUAUUGUUGGAGACUCCUUUUUAAAAUAUUAUAAGCACUCUCUUGGUGGUAUCACUUAUGUUCAGUUUGGAGUUAAUAAAGAUGAAUUAAAAUAUC